Molecule: messenger RNA, 825 nt
Organism: Rangifer tarandus platyrhynchus (Svalbard reindeer)
Lineage: Eukaryota; Metazoa; Chordata; Mammalia; Artiodactyla; Cervidae
Source: the annotation of a GenBank genome assembly
AUGCCCAAAGUCUUCCUGGUGAAGAGGAGGAGCCCGGGGGUCUCGGUCCGCAGCUGGGAUGAGCUCCCGGACGAGGAGAGGGCAGACACCUACAUCCCAGUGGGCCUGGGCCGUCUGCUCCACGAUCCCCCCGAGGACUGCCGCAGCGACGGCGGCAGUAGCACCGGCGGCGGCAGCAGCAGCGCGGGGGAGCCCGGAGGCGCAGAGAGCAGCUCGUCCCCGCGCGGCCCGGAGCGCGAAACCCCAGAGCCCGGCGACGGCGAGGGCCCUGAUGGACACCUGGCGGCGAAGCAGCGCCCGGUCGCCAGGUCGAAAAUCAAGUUCACCACAGGCACCUGCGGCGAUGCGGCCCUGCAUACCUGCGACCUGUGCGGCAAGGCCUUCCGUCUGCAGCGCAUGCUCAACCGGCACCUCAAGUGCCACAGCCAGGUGAAGAGGCACCUGUGCAGCUUCUGUGGCAAGGGCUUCAACGACACCUUCGACCUCAAGCGGCAUGUGCGCACGCACACAGGCAUUCGCCCCUACAAGUGUGAUGUCUGCCACAAAGCCUUCACCCAGCGCUGCUCCUUGGAGUCCCACCUGAAGAAGAUCCAUGGGGUGCAGCAGCAGUAUGCCUAUAAGCAGCGCCGGGAUAAGCUGUAUGUCUGCGAGGACUGCGGCUACACGGGCCCCACCCAGGAGGACCUGUACCUGCACGUGAAUGGUGCCCACCCGGGCAGCGCGUUCCUCAAAAAGACAUCCAAGAAACUUGCAGCUCUCUUGCAAAACAAGCUGACGUCCUCGCUCCAGGGAAAUGCCAACCUGAGCGAGGAGGAAGAGAAGUAG